UUCAGAACUCCAUUCAGUUCCCACCACGACCACCAAAAUGUCUGCAGUCCGUGCUCUCCGUCAGCUCUCCGGCUCGUCCCUGCGCCUUGCGCGCGUCUCGGUCGUGUCGCGCGCUGCGCCAAUUGUUGCGCGUUCGGCGCUUGGCGCGGUGACCCCGGCUGCCCGCGCAUUCUCCAUGACGGCGCGGAGGUUCGGGUCGGGUACCACUGACGUUGCGGUGUCGCAGAAGCUGCAGGAGGAGCUGCAGUACGAGGAGGAGGUCGCGGCGCAAGAGGCCGAGGAGGGUGAGCCCACCUUCCUCAAGGACUUCAAGGAGGCCGGCAACUGGAAGAUCGUCGAGGACUCCGGCAAGGAGGAGGUCACCCUGACACGCCAGUUCGGCAACGAGACCAUCAACCUCGUCUUCUCCGCGUCCGACGUGCAGUCUAUGGAGGCCGAGGAGCCCGCGCUCGAGGAGGAGGGCCAGGAGGACGAGGAGCCGAGCUCGCCGCACUCGUACCCGAUCCGCGUGUCGAUGACGCUGACGAAGCAGGCCGCGCCGGGCACGCUCUCCGUGGACAUGGUCUGCCAGGACGGGCACUUCGUCGUCGACAACAUCGCGUUCUACCGCGACUCGAAGCUCGGGUCGGAGCUGACCGCGGAGGCGGACUGGGCGCGCCGCGCGCUGUACAUCGGCCCGCAGUUCGACUCGCUGGAUAUCGGGCUGCAGGAGGAGUUCGAGAAGUUCCUGCAGGAGCGGGGGGUGAACGAGGCGUUGGCGCUGUUCAUUCCCGAGUACGCGGAGUACAAGGAGCAGAAGGAGUACGUUCGCUGGUUGAAGGAUGUCAAGAACUUCGUCGACGCAUAAUUGUUCUCCUACUCACGCUAUCCCUACUGUACUCACGCUGUAUAAUGCCUAACCUCCACUCUACGUCACGAAUAUAUGCUCCAGGUCGCACAUACUAUCGUCCUUGUCCGAAUCCCCUCACCCUGAGUGCCCACAGCAAUCCUCGCCUAAUUUAAGCCCAUGCAACGUGCAAUCCAUCGCGAAGGUGCUUGAAAGGACUGAAGUCCAUACAUUCUAACAUUUGGUUGGCUAAC
This is a messenger RNA of Schizophyllum commune H4-8, 1080 nucleotides long. RefSeq names its product mitochondrial glycoprotein. The record is from RefSeq and is a predicted model, not a curated record. The coding region runs from base 38 to 847 and encodes 269 amino acids. The transcript has 4 exons. Gene Ontology annotation, biological process: cytosolic ribosome assembly. Gene Ontology annotation, cellular component: mitochondrial matrix. NCBI's taxonomy places the organism in Eukaryota, Fungi, Basidiomycota, Agaricomycetes, Agaricales, Schizophyllaceae.